GAUGCUUUCCUUAUUAUUGGGUGUUGUUUCUGUUCAUUUUAGGAUUAGAAUUUUCUUGGGUAAAGAAUUGAGAAUUUAGAUCAUCUGUUUCCUUUUUUGAUUCUUGGUGAUUUUCUUGGUAUCUUUUGUUUAAUCAAAGGGGAUCUUAGUAGCUCAGUUGGUUGGCUAACUGAAUUUUCACGUUGUUGGGAGAUCAAAGGUGGAACAAUUUGAAGAAAGGGUGGAAAGUAGAAAAGAUGGCUAACAAUGCGGCGGCUGUUGCAGAAAGGGCAACUAGUGAUAUGUUGAUUGGUCCAGACUGGGCUAUAAACAUUGAGCUUUGUGAUAUUAUCAACAUGAAUCCUGGACAAGCAAAGGAUGCUCUUAAGAUUAUCAAGAAACGCUUAGGGAGUAAGAAUCCAAAAAUACAGCUCCUUACACUAUUCGUUCUUGAGACCCUGAGCAAAAAUUGUGGAGAAAAUGUGUUUCAGCAAAUUGUGGAGCGUGACAUUUUAAAAGACAUGGUCAAAAUUGUGAAGAAGAAGCCUGAUUUAAAUGUGAGGGAGAAGAUUUUGAUUUUGAUAGAUUCAUGGCAAGAAGCUUUGGGAGGGCCGGGUGGAAGAUUUCCCCAGUAUUAUGCUGCAUAUAAUGAGCUGAAGGCCGCGGGUGUUGAGUUUCCACCUCGAGAGGAAAAUAGUGUACCUUUAUUUACACCACCACAAACCCAUCCAAUAGUCCACACGCCUUCAGCUUAUGAGGAAGCUGCAGUUGAGGCCUCUCUUGAAUCCGAUCCUUCUGGACUCAGUGUUGCGGAGAUUCAAAGUGCUGACGGGCUAGCAGAUGUUCUAACGGAGAUGCUUGGUGCCUUGGAUCCAAAGAAUCCUCAGUCCGUGAAGGAUGAGGUGAUAGUCGAUCUUGUUGAGCAGUGCCGUUCUUACCAAAAGCGUGUGAUGAUUCUUGUGAACAACACUGUAGACGAGGAUCUGCUGUGUAAAGGAUUGGCACUCAAUGACAAUCUGCAGCGAGUUCUUCGUAAACAUGAUGAUAUUGCCAAUGGAACUUCAACCAUUACUGCACCGCCGAGAGAAACUCCUGUUGCACCCCUUAUGAAUGUGAAUCAUGAGGAUGAUGAGUCAGAAGAUGAUUUCUCUGGCUUAGCACGGAGAUCUUCAAGAGAUCCAUCACAAGGACAGGGGCGGAAGACUAUCGAUGUGAAGAGUGAACCUACACGAAUUACUCCAUUUCUUCCUCCCCCGCCUUCAUCAAAGAGAUCAGUUUUUACAGAUGGGAAAAUGGUUGAUUAUCUCAGUGGUGACAGAUUUGAAUCUGAAAGAUCUUUCGGAACAGAAGGAUCCUCACCUAUUGCUGCUUCAACUAAUUCAAACAAUGCAAGCCCCAUCCCACGGUCAAGUCCCAAGCCAUCUUCAUCUGCACCCCCUCCGGAUGAUUUGCUAAACCCAACUGCUGAUGAUGACUUCCUGAACCCCACUGCAUCUUUGUUUGCUAGAAAAAACCACCACAACGAAUCCGAUACAAAGGCCAAAUCUGCUGAUAACUUGCCUCCAGCACCUUGGGAUGCUCCUAUUACUACCCCACUCCCUCCACCACCUGCCAGAUAUGAUCAGAGACAGCAAUACUUUGAGAAACAUGUUUCUGGUGGUUCCCCUCCCUCAAGAACUGGAUCGACGAGCUCUUAUGACAGCUUAGUUGGACAAACAAAGAAUCUCUCGAUUAAUUCUACUUCUUCCCCAUCCAAACCAGAUAAACCUGAGGACGCACUUUUCAAAGAUCUUGUGGAUUUUGCAAAAGCCAAGUCUUCUUCAUCUUCAAACCCAACCAAUAGAUCAUUUUAAGUGACUUAAUAAAUAUGAAUAAUUUGUGGUGGUGUAUAUCAACUUUUACAUCUUGUAGCAAUAAAUAUUAGUAAAGAGGACUGAAGUUUAUGGAUUACUUGAGCUGCUCUCUCUGGUCUAUUUCCAGCUGGGUUUUCAGCCCUUAGGUGAGUGAUAGUGUAGUUGACAUGACAUUUAUAUCUUGAAUCAUAUGAGGUGGUUGACAUUUUUGUUCC
This is a messenger RNA of Lycium barbarum (goji berry), 2047 nucleotides long. Its product is annotated as TOM1-like protein 3. The coding region runs from base 237 to 1832 and encodes 531 amino acids. Gene Ontology annotation, molecular function: ubiquitin binding; phosphatidylinositol binding. NCBI's taxonomy places the organism in Eukaryota, Viridiplantae, Streptophyta, Magnoliopsida, Solanales, Solanaceae. The transcript is spliced from 11 exons. Gene Ontology annotation, biological process: protein transport to vacuole involved in ubiquitin-dependent protein catabolic process via the multivesicular body sorting pathway. The record is from RefSeq and is a predicted model, not a curated record.